Molecule: messenger RNA, 1185 nt
Organism: Adineta ricciae
Lineage: Eukaryota; Metazoa; Rotifera; Eurotatoria; Adinetida; Adinetidae
Source: the annotation of a GenBank genome assembly
AUGGCUCUUACCAUCGACAAUUUCAAAAGUGUUAGAACAAUUAUGGAUUUUAAAUCACGUUCGCAAUUAUUGCAUGAUUUCAACCGGCAACGCUUUCUACUUGAGUCAUUGAAGAAAAAUAUAUCCGAAUCAUCUCAUUAUUAUUGUGAGUGGUUUUCAUGUUUUAUUAUGAAUGAUACUUAUUCAAUGAACGUCGAUCAACAGCGACAAGACUAUGAACAACUUGUAAAGGAAUGGACAUCAUGUGUUGAGAGAGAUAUUCACAUAUUCGGUGCAGUGCUCAAAGAACUUGAUAAAUUAAUAGAAUCUUUGCAAUCAAUGACGAACAACGAUGACGGAAACAAAUGUUGUGAAAUCUUCAUUAAUCAUUUGGUUGAUAUUUGCUGCAAAACAGAUUCAAUUUUCCAAUUACUUCAAAGCGGUCUUGUUCAUGUGAAAAAUAAAUCUUUCAUUGACGCAUUCAAAACGAAAUUUAUUGGCAAAAUUUUAAAGGAUAUGAAAGCCGAUGAUUUAAAACGUUUCGAUUUCUAUCAAAACCAAUUAAGACAACUGUUUGAAAUCGGUAACAAUGACAAAGAAAACAAUCAACUUGUGAUUGACUUGAUUGAACGAGCAUUGACAAACGUUUCUAUAUCUGAAAAUGAUAUUCUCGAAUAUACUAUCUUAAAGCCUGAUAGAUCAACACUUAUCUAUCAUAUAUUGUCUCAUAAUUGCUAUAAAAAAUUAUCGAUUUUUGAAAUAGUCAUUAAACAAAUGGAUACUCUGUGGACUCAGUGGGAUCAGCAAGGAAUAUAUGAGCGUCAUAUAUUGGCUUGGAAGAAACAAACAGACGAACAACGAAGUGUAGCGAAUCAAUUAUGGAGUGCUGUUAAAAACAAAGUGGGAACAUUUGAAGAAAUGUUAAUGAAAGCAGACACUGACUUAGAGAAUAAGAAGAGCAUAUGUGAGAAAACUGAAGUUUGUAUCAAAGUAUAUUGCGAAAAAGCUUAUGACAAUCAAAAGAUCAUCGGAGAAAUACACAUUACGAAGGAUGAACUAAGAAAAAACAAGGUGCAAUCUGUUCAAAUUUCUCAAUCUAUUCAACAAAUUCAUAAUUACGUCGAUCUACUUGUUCCAUAUGCAAAAUGUCAAAUUUGGAAAGAUUUUCUCCAAAAAAACCAAGAUAAAACGAUUUUGCCAUCAUAA